Molecule: messenger RNA, 1313 nt
Organism: Cloeon dipterum
Lineage: Eukaryota; Metazoa; Arthropoda; Insecta; Ephemeroptera; Baetidae
Product: probable chitinase 10
Exons: 9
Coding region: 1-1281 (426 amino acids)
Biological process (GO): chitin catabolic process; carbohydrate metabolic process
Cellular component (GO): extracellular region
Molecular function (GO): chitinase activity; chitin binding
Source: RefSeq, a predicted model, not a curated record
AUGACAAUAUUCAUCAUUUUCAUAGCGUUUCCUCUGCAAAUUCUGUCCAGCUGCUCACCGGGAGAGCAGGUGAAAAUUUCCAAAGGGUUGCUCGACCAAUUCGUAGCAGGCUGCAUCGCCGACUGUCUCGGCUUGGACAGGGCGGGUAACGAUUUCCUCGGCGAGAAAUGUCCUGUAAAUAGGACAUUUGAACAAACCUUGGAAGCUUCGAAUCAGAAAAUUAUGUUUUGCAAUGUUUCAAACGAGAAUAUUAACACUGCCUCGAAACACAAGCUGUGCACCCACGCAGCUUUCGGACCUUGGUUCACGUUCAAUUGGGCCAAAACUGAUUUUGAGCCAAUGCGAAACGUCAUAGGCCAGCAAUUAAAAUGGAAAGAAACUGCGCAGCAACGGGGUGUCAAGGCGAUCCUCUCUAUAGGCAGUUUAACUCCCGAGGGAGGAUUGAAUCCUGCAAACUGGUCCAUUCUGGCCGCGAAUCCGGAUUCGAGGAAAAUUUUAACAGGACUGUUGGUCAAGUUGAUGGACGAUAACAAGUUUGACGGAAUUAACGUGAAUUGGCGGUACAGUGGCUGCCCAAAUGAAGUCUGUUCCGCGGGAAACAGAAAGGACAAAGAAAAUUUGGUAUUGUUGAUGAAAUCACUUUUCGCUGCCGUAAAAGAACGAGGAAAGCUGCUGUUUUUGCUGUUACCAAUGGGGGACGUGUACCUGAGCACAGGAUACGAUCUGGUGAAUUUAUGGAGCCAAGUCGACUACUUUUUCCUCGAGACCUUUCAUUUGAAUGACGACGCGAAUCCUUAUUUGGAUUACACAGCAUCCUCACUCAGAGUCAAAUAUUUCAUGCUCCCAGUACAGCAGUACUUAACAGGUCCAACCAAAAUGAAAAAGGUCCUCACUGGCUUCACUUCCGACGUAGUUCUGUACAAAUUGUCCAAGUCGACUCCGGCGCCUAAAUUGAAAGACAGCAGCGUGAGCAUUUCUUCCCAGCUGCAUUUUAAAAAAGUGUGCAAAAGUGUGCGUCAGGAAAAUUUUAAAUUGUUGCUCGAUGACACGAACGGCAAUUUUGCGCACAACACGACGCACGUCUACGUUUACGAAGACUACAAUUCUCUGAAAAUGAAGGUUGAAUUUGUCAAAUCGACCGGAAUGGCUGGAAUGUACUUUGACGGAAUUGUUCAAGAUGACGUUUCAAACGAAUGUGGAUGCGGGCCGAUGCCGCUUUUGAGAAUUGCCUCAGAACUUUUACACGGCGGAGGCUGUGUCGUGAAACAGUGUUUGAAUUGACAAACUGCUUUAUGUAGGAUAUUAAAAGUAAA